Molecule: messenger RNA, 1197 nt
Organism: Mesorhabditis spiculigera
Lineage: Eukaryota; Metazoa; Nematoda; Chromadorea; Rhabditida; Rhabditidae
Source: the annotation of a GenBank genome assembly
AUGCCCCCGAAAACUGCUGCAGACAAGAAGAAGGCCGAGCAAGACUUUCUGCAAAAUUUGGUUGUGGAUCUCCUGCGCGAUGAAGAAAACAAAUACUGUGCGGAUUGUCAGGCCAAACAGCCGCGUUGGGCGUCGUGGAACCUCGGAGUUUUUAUAUGCAUCAAAUGUGCGGCCGUCCAUAGGAAUCUUGGAGUUCACAUCACUAGGGUUAAAUCGAUAACUUUGGAUACAUGGACCCCGGAACAAGUGCAGCACAUGCGGAUGAUAGGCAAUGCUUUGGCUAAAGAAGCGUACGAGUAUGAACUUUCCGACAAUUUCCGGCGCCCCACGACAGACCAGGCCCUUGAACAGUUCAUCCGCGCUAAAUAUGAACACAAGAGGUAUAUGCGAAAAGACUGGAGGCCCCCAACCAUUGAUAUUAGUCUACUCCCGAAAUAUGGUGACAAGCCAGAACGCCGAUUCCCAAAAAUAGACAUCACAAGCCGACCAAUCCAACAAUCCAAUCAAGACGAGAGUCGUGUUCGACAAGUCAACAAACCAGUGAAUGCGGCGACAACAUCCGUGAGCUUGUUGGACUUCUCGGAUCCGGUGCCAGCAAGCACGAAUGCUCCUGUGGCAGCUGCGGCAGCGCCACAAACUAUUAGCAAUGAUCUGGAUGAUCUGUUUGGCCCAAUUGUAUCUGCUGCUCCGACUUCUAAUGUUCAAGCUGCUGCUCCGGUCACGCAGAACGCGCCGGCUGCUGCUCCACCAUCACAGAACAACGACUUUGCUGGUCUUUCCUCCGACCUGGCAGGCUUGAGCUUCAGCAGCCAACCAGCCCAAAAGAGCAACAGCGACAUCAUGGCCCUAUUUGCUACUGCGCCACAGAAGCAACUGACCACCCAGUCCUCAACCAACCUCGCUCAGCACAACCAAUUUGAUGCUUUUGGAGGAAUGCAAAGCACCAACUGGAUGCCGUCUUUUGGCAAUCAGCCAAUGGCCCAUAGUGUUGCCGGGACUCCGAGCAGUGUGGGUGGGCAGACUGCAGGUUUCCCAGGAGCUAUGCCCGGCUUCAAUACACCACAGUACCCAACUACGUCACAGCCGGAUGCUUUUUCAGCCUUUGGGGAUCUGGGGAGUUUCGCCGCGGCUCAGAAUUUUAAUGUUCCAAAGCCCAGCACCGGGACUACGAAUAUUGAUCUCGAUAGUCUGUUUUCG